This is a messenger RNA of Homarus americanus (American lobster), 3970 nucleotides long. RefSeq lists its product as uncharacterized. The coding region runs from base 682 to 1818 and encodes 378 amino acids. Lineage: Eukaryota; Metazoa; Arthropoda; Malacostraca; Decapoda; Nephropidae. The record is from RefSeq and is a predicted model, not a curated record. The transcript has 4 exons.
ACGGGACCAGGACAAAAGCCCCUCAGUAAAAGUGCAAAAUAGGACAGAAGCCCCCUGUUUUUAUGUUAAAGAGAGGGUUAUUAGAAAUGCUAAAAGUAUAUAGAUUUAAAUAUGAAACUAUUACAAUUUAAAUACAGUAAUUAGAAUAUUAUAACUUUCAAUUUUGAUAUAGAACAUUAUUAAGUAAAUAGAAAAGAAAAAAAGCGACAUAUUUUACCUUUAUGUUCAUUCUGUAUUUACUGAGGUGACCCUUGGGCCCAGUGAGGUCACUAAAUGUCAGGGAAGUAAUUACCCCAGUAGACAAAACAUAAACGGCAUUGCAGAUUUAAUAAGCUUUCCUUGUAUACUUCUUUAUAACUAUAACAGAAUUCCUGAAGGUUAGGUUAGAUUUGGUUAGCCUAGAGAAGUGAUCACAAACUAAAAAAAUAAAAAAAUUAUUUUAAAAAUUCUUAUUAUAUCUUCUGGGGGACUUUUGUCCUAGGGGUUUUUUGUCCUACACUCGAGGAUACAUGGGACGAGUGGGGGAGUAUGAUGCAGACAAGGAGAACUUCACAUCAUAUUGUGAGAGAAUAGACUUCUUCUUCCUGGCAAAUGAAUUAAUGGACGACGGUGGUGAUGCUCGGAAGAAGGCCCUUGAAGAGAAAAGGGAAGCAAUCUUUUUGACAGACUGGAACAACAACCAUGUCACCUGGUGUUGGGGGCACAACCAACCAGUGUCCAAAAGUCACUGGAGAAGAGUUAGGCUACUUGUGUAAAUCCAUCUGUCAAAGAGAGAGAAAAGAGGAACCCGAAAUUGUCACCAUUAUGCCUCCUGCAGCACUGAGCUCCCAGCCCAUCACCAGUGUAGGAACAACUCAACAUCAGACCACAACAUUCCAAGCCAAUAAGAAGACAGCCUCUACCAAGACCACUGGAAAGCCCUCCCAAAAAGGACCACCUACAAGCUGGGGGGAUCAGCUGCUAAAGAAACGUCCAGGAAAGGGUGGCGCCACAAUACUCUGGCGUCCUGGCAGUGGUCGACAUGUUAGCGAAGGGGCCAACUCCUACAGACCUUUCACUCACAUCGUCCGGACACUACACCUUGAAGAUGCUGUUGAUGUUUGCACUAGAAGAAGGAUAGAGCCUAAAAAUGUCGUUACCUUUAGCAGUAUUGAUUCUCGAGUGUUAUCCCCAACCCACCCUUGUGCCAACAUGAAAGUGCUUUGGUUUAGUGCAAGUUCUGCUGACCAAGAUGAAGAUGCAUCAGAUUGGUAUGGCAAUGUUGAGUUUGCUGUAGAUGCUAAAAUUUUGCUUGAGCGUUGGAAAUAUUCCUUCCUGGUGGAGAUGAUGACAACACCAACACACACAACUACCCGCAUCUUGGUAACCAACACUGACUACUCUGAUAUAUUGCCAGAAUACAAUCGAUACUGUGCAGGAGGACCUUGGCAGGUCACCUCAGAAGGUCAGUUUACACUCAGCAAGUGCUCACGUUUCAAAUUCCGGGGUACCAACAUUCAUGAACACAUUACUGAAUUCAUGCUGGAAGUAACCCCAAAGGAUGAAAAGAAAAUCCUUAAGGCAUGUCAGAUAUCUUUCAAGAAUCAUGAGGAUGCACAAGAUAUGAAAGUACGUCAUGUAUGUAAUAGAUAUCAGCGUGCUGGCCAACCAUGUCCUUCUCCAUUUUCUCGUCCCCUCACUGCCUUUUAUUUCUUUGAUAAAAUACAACAAAAUAAAGUGUGUUGGAAUACAGGCACUCCCAAACUUUCCGUAAGUGCACAACAGUAUCUUCAGUCAUUCUUAGAUAAUUCACAGGAUCAUAGUCAAGUUACAGUCUGAAAAAUAUUCAGAAUUUCACUCUUACAGAAUUAUUUCUUCAUUCACUCGUCAUAACCAGAAGGCACAUUAGUGUUUGGAAUAUUCUUCAUUAAUUUGGGGAAAUGAGAUAAGUCCAUAUCUGCCAUUUCCAUACAGAAUAUUGGGGCAAGUGCAAGUAGGUGUUAUCUCUAGUUCAAGUCAGGUUGUUCUGCAUACAGUACAGUAGACAGCACUUAAACUUACUAGAUUACACAAUUUCCCAUUUUAUAUUCAUUAUUCAUGUCUUCAUGUCAUUAUAUUUCAUUGCAUCUACCAAAAUUAACCUCUUGUCUGAAGCAAACUUUCAGAUUUGUAACACCCAUGUUUCGUCACCAUUUAAAAUUGUUUUAAAACCAUGCGUGAUCCACAACACAUUUAGAGUACAUGUACAUUUCAUUCCCAAGUUUUGCAUUGUUACAGUGUUGGUGAGCAGGUCCUGAGAAAUGGAGAAGAUGGCCUUUAAUGUGUAUUUGAAUUUACAUUUACCUGUACUUGAUGGUCAGAUGGACAAUCCAUAUUCAUGUGUCGUACAGUACCAUUGAAACCUAUGUAAUCAGACCCACUCGUAGGACUUAGACCGGGGUAGUCUGAAUAUCCAAAUAUAACCAUUCUGUAGAGAGAUAUGCUAGGUCUAAUUACAGAAUAAGUACGGUAAUUGAAUUAUCAAUUACAGUAUAAGUAUAUGCAAGACUAACUCAGGAAAAACCUGUUUUUAACUUUUAUUCAUAUUGACAGUACAGUAGAGUACAGCACAAUAAUUUACACAAAAAUCACAUUACACCUGUACAGUAUAUUGUAUGCAAAACAUUUCUGUACAGCAUUUAAAUCCAUAUUAUUUAUAGUUAAUUUAAAUAUUAAUUUAUCCAAAUUAUUCACUGGGUCAUCAGCCGAAUUCAUUCAUUAAAAUUUUGAUUUUUAUUGUAAGGAAUCGUAUCUGAUCCCUUUACCACUUACGCAGUCCUAAAUGUUUAAAGUGUUACUGUGUGACCCUCAUAUGAUGAUGUCAUGGUGCUUUGUGUUGUGAUUCUGCUCGAAGCAGUUGACAUGAAUCAGUAUCUGUGUCCUCAUGCAGGGGCAGUCUUUAUGAAGCAGCUUUCUCUCACUGGGUGGUCAUAUGGCAUCACUACUGUUGACAUUUGUUAAUGACCUCAAUUGACCUAACACCAAUAGGCUUAACAGUGCAUUGUACAAAUCUUGCACAGUGCAUAACAAUGAUAAGAUGGGUUCUGACUUUAGAGAAAAUUUAAGAGGAUUGGAUUACAUAGUGCUGUAAAUGACCUUGGAACCAAAAGCAAAAGUUGAAAUCAGCUCUACAAAUGGCUGCUACACUCUACUGGUGAUAAGUAAGUGUAAACUUGGAGGAAUUGAAUUUGAAUGGCUAAUUUAUGAAGGUGACCUGAGUACACAGGUGAUAAGAUUAGCUGGCUGGUUUUAUUUUACAAUGAUGUGCAUACUUGAACAGUAAUAAUAAGCAUGAAGUUACAAUUAAUUUAGGUCAUCAAAUUGUUACAAUUUAAUGACUAAAUUGGAUUGUCUUCAUUUAGAUUAUUUCAAUGAAGAUUUUUUUCAUUUGCUGUAUUAGAGAGAAUUCUAAAGACAAAUUAAACCUGUACUGUAUAGACAGUAUUCUUGUGCAAAGGUUUGUGUGAUGUAUAAGUAUUGGUAGUUUUAUAACAAGAUUUAAAACAACUUAAUUCAUUACUACUAGCACAUUAUAAGAUUAACUUGCAAUACAUGUAAUGAAAUAUAAAAGGACUAAGCUUUAGGUGAAAGUAGAGAACAACUCCUAAAGUUUCAAAGUUAAAGACUGUGAUAAUACUCUACCAUACUUCUACUUUAUCCAUUAUUAUAUGCUGUAUAUUGUAGCAUUUAUGUUGAAAAUAGUAUUAAUUUUUUAUAUUCAACAGAUUCAUAGAUCUGUUAACUUUUGUAUUUUUUUUUUAAAUUUUGUACUGGCAUGGCGUGUCCUUUGUGCAGAGUGAAUUUCUAAGUUAGGAUACAACAAUUUAAAAUUAUAUGUUAUAAGUAAUAAAAUGCUCUUCUUAUUAACAUACAUAAGUAUUGAUAAUGAUGCAGAGGAUAUUUUUAUUGCAUUUUACAGUAAUGAUUGAAAUGAAUAAACCAAGAAAUUCAA